Molecule: messenger RNA, 901 nt
Organism: Scatophagus argus
Lineage: Eukaryota; Metazoa; Chordata; Actinopteri; Scatophagidae
Product: transcription factor BTF3-like
Exons: 6
Coding region: 90-578 (162 amino acids)
Cellular component (GO): nascent polypeptide-associated complex; cytosol
Source: RefSeq, a predicted model, not a curated record
GGUAACAAUCUGAAUACGUCACUCCCGGUCCUCGCUCCUUUCUCCGAGCCUCUGUCGACUGUGUGGCCCGCGUGUUUACACACUCCCAGAUGAAGGAGUCGAUGAUGAACCAGGAGAAGCUUGCCAAACUGCAGGCGCAGGUCCGCAUUGGCGGCAAGGGGUCAGCCCGCAGAAAGAAGAAGGUUGUGCACAGAACAGCUACAGCAGAUGACAAGAAGCUGCAGUUCUCCCUCAAGAAACUGGGAGUCAACAACAUCUCUGGCAUUGAGGAGGUGAAUAUGUUCACAAACCAAGGCUCAGUGAUCCACUUUAAUAACCCAAAGGUUCAGGCCUCCUUGGCAGCCAACACCUUUACGAUCACAGGGCACGCUGAGACCAAGCAGCUCACAGAGAUGCUGCCUGGAAUCCUAAACCAGCUGGGAGCUGACAGUCUCACCAGCCUCAGGAGGUUAGCAGAGACCCUGCCCAAACCAGCUGGAGACAACAAAGCCCCCAUGGUUGCUGCUGAAGAGGAGGAUGAUGAGGUUCCAGAUCUUGUUGAAAACUUUGACGAGGCUUCAAAGAACGAAGCAAACUAAUAAACACCAGCGAAUCUUCAAGGCUCUUCUUGACUCUCCAUACUUUGACACAACAGCAUUUUGUAAAAGUUGAUCUCUGUUAUUGCUCUGUGGCUACAAAUGUGGCUUUUUAAUUGUAAUCCUGGCAAUUGGGCUAAAACAAGUAAAAUUGACUUUUUAUGGCAACUGUUACCCACCCUUUUGUCUGCAGUACAAGUGAAAUUAUUUAAUUCAGUGAAAUGUGCAAACCUUUCUCCUUCUCACGCUGCUUCGUUGGCAUUGUGAUGCCCACACAUCAGAAAUGUAUUGGUGGAAUUAAUCAUGUAAUAAAGAUUACAUUUGAA